Messenger RNA from Sorex fumeus (smoky shrew), 930 nucleotides. Its product is annotated as olfactory receptor 7A10-like. Gene Ontology annotation, biological process: G protein-coupled receptor signaling pathway. The transcript has a single exon. The coding region runs from base 1 to 930 and encodes 309 amino acids. Gene Ontology annotation, cellular component: membrane. NCBI's taxonomy places the organism in Eukaryota, Metazoa, Chordata, Mammalia, Eulipotyphla, Soricidae. Gene Ontology annotation, molecular function: G protein-coupled receptor activity; olfactory receptor activity. The record is from RefSeq and is a predicted model, not a curated record.
AUGGAACCAGGAAAUCUUACAGGAAUUACAGAAUUUCUUCUUCUAGAAUUCUCAGAGGAACCAGAACUAGAGCCCCUUAUCUUUGGAAUUUUCCUGUCCAUGUUCCUGAUCACCAUGCUGGGCAACCUUCUCAUCAUCCUGGCCGUCAGCUCAGACCCCCGCCUCCACAAGCCCAUGUACUUCUUUCUGUCCAACCUGUCCUUUGUGGACAUCUGCUUCAUCUCCACCACCAUCCCCAAGAUGCUGGUGAACAUCCAGACACACAGCAAGACCAUCACCUAUGGGGGCUGCCUUGCCCAAAUGUACUUUUUCCUCCUCUUUGGAGUGUUGGACAACUUUCUCCUGACCGUGAUGGCCUAUGACCGCUAUGUGGCCAUCUGCCAUCCCCUGCAUUACACGGUCAUCAUGAACCCCCGACUCUGUUCACUGUUGGUUGGUAUUUCCUGGAACAUGAGUGCCCUGCAUUCCUUGUUGGAAGUCACAAUGGUUUUGCCACUGUCCUUCUGUGCACGUGUGGAAAUCCCUCACUUUUUCUGUGAGCUCAAUCAAGUGGUCCACCUAGCUUGUUCUGACACUUUUCUUAAUGACUUUGUGAUGUAUUUUUUUGCUGUUUUCCUGGCCGGUGGUCCCUCCUUUGGUAUCCUUUACUCUUAUGUUAAGAUCGUUUCCUCUGUACAGAGGAUCUCCUCAGCACAGGGGAAGUAUAAAGCAUUUUCCACCUGUGCAUCUCACCUCUCCGUGGUCUCCUUGUUUUAUGGCACAGUCGUAGGCGUGUACCUGAGCUCCGCUGUGACGGAGAAUUCACAGCGCACUACCAUCGCCUCAGUGAUGUACACGGUGGUCACCCCCAUGCUGAACCCCUUCAUUUACAGCCUCAGGAACAAAGACAUCAAAGGAGCUCUGACAAGUCUUCUUGGGAAGAAACAAUGA